Molecule: messenger RNA, 1317 nt
Organism: Arabis nemorensis
Lineage: Eukaryota; Viridiplantae; Streptophyta; Magnoliopsida; Brassicales; Brassicaceae
Source: the annotation of a GenBank genome assembly
AUGGCGUUGUAUCUUCUUUACGAAUCAUCCUCCUGUUACUGCCUGUUCGAGGCGCACGGCCUCGAUGAGAUCGGUCAUAACACUGAGGCUGUUCGAGCCUCUGUUUCGGACCUUAGUCGGUUCGGUCGGGUUAUCCAGCUGACUGCUUUACACCCCUCACAAUCUGCACUCGAUGCUCUCAACCAAAUCAAUGCCGUCUCCGAAGGGUAUAUGAGUGACGAGCUAAGAAGUUUUCUGGAGUUGAAUCUCCCCAAAGUCAAGGAAGGUAAAAAACCCAAGUUUAGCUUAGGAGUAGCUGAGCCAAAGAUCGGUUCUUGCAUAUUUGAAGCCACGAAGAUUCCUUGUCAGAGCAAUGAGUUCGUCCAUGAGCUUCUUAGAGGUGUUCGACAACAUUUUCAUAGUUUCAUCAAGGACUUCAAGCCUGGUGAUAUAGAAAAAGCUCAACUUGGACUAGCUCAUAGCUACAGUAGAGCAAAGGUCAAAUUCAACGUUAACCGAGUUGAUAAUAUGGUUAUUCAAGCUAUUUUCCUGCUUGAUAAAUUUGAUAAAGAUAUCAAUUCCUUUUCUAUGAGAAUCAGAGAAUGGUACUCAUGGCACUUCCCUGAACUAGUCAAGAUAGUAAAUGACAACUAUCUUUAUGCCCGAGUUUCAAAGAUUAUAAAGGACAAGUCUUUGUUGUCUAAAGAGCACAUUCCGAUGCUGACUGAAGUCCUUGGUGAUGAAGAUAAGGCAAGGGAGGUAGUUGAUGCCGGAAAAGCAUCCAUGGGCCAGGAUUUAUCGCCGAUUGAUUUGAUCAAUGUCCAGACCUUUGCACAGAAAGUUAUCGACCUUGCGGAUUACAGAAAAAGGCUCUACGAUUAUCUUGUUGCUAAAAUGAGCGAUAUUGCUCCAAAUUUGGCGGCUUUGAUUGGAGACAUGGUUGGAGCGAGGUUGAUUUCUCAUGCAGGGAGUCUGACAAAUCUUGCAAAGUGCCCAUCUUCAACUCUUCAGAUUCUUGGAGCCGAGAAGGCACUUUUCAGGGCACUGAAAACACGAGGAAACACACCAAAAUAUGGUUUGAUAUUCCAUUCGUCAUUCAUUGGCCGUGCAUCUGCGAAAAACAAGGGCCGUAUCGCUCGAUAUGUAGCCAACAAGUGUUGUAUUGCUUCUCGGAUUGACUGUUUCGCUGAUAGUAGCACUACAGCUUUUGGUGAGAAACUUCGCGAACAAGUAGAGGAAAGACUAGACUUUUAUGAUAAAGGUGUUGCUCCACGUAAAAAUGUCGAUGUAAUGAAAGAGGUGUUGGGAAAUCUUGAGAAGAGAGGUAUUAUGAAGUAA